Micropterus salmoides (largemouth bass) is the source of this 4801-nucleotide messenger RNA. It is a transcript of the gene map7d2a, whose product is annotated as MAP7 domain containing 2a. Bases 296 to 2965 code for a protein of 889 amino acids. The record is from RefSeq and is a predicted model, not a curated record. Gene Ontology annotation, biological process: microtubule cytoskeleton organization. The transcript is spliced from 17 exons. Gene Ontology annotation, cellular component: microtubule cytoskeleton. NCBI's taxonomy places the organism in Eukaryota, Metazoa, Chordata, Actinopteri, Centrarchiformes, Centrarchidae.
CGACGCACAGUGUGGUCGGUCGAUAGUAAACUCCAUUGUGUGCGCAUCAUAAUCAUCUCCGCUCCAGUCCAAGCAUCUCUCUCCUCCGUCCACACAGGACCCUCCUAUCCUGCCCAUCAUCUCCAGACUUUAUAAUGACCUUCAGGCCAUCUGAUUGAAUGGUGUCCGGUUGUUUUUGGCCGCUGUGGCUGCGCUCAUUGCUGCUGCUGUGGAGGGAUACCUGUGCUGCAUUGGCAUAACUGCAGAGCGUUUCUGGUGACAUUCAUUAGGGUGAUUUCUGCCUGUGACAGCCACCAUGGCGAAAACAGCCACAUCAUCCAGUGCAAUAACAGGUGAAAAGAUGGCACCACCGUCCAUCACUCUACUUCCUGACAAGAGAUCUCCGACAAACGGUCAUAGCUCUCCGGCCCGAACUGGAAAAACAACUCCGUCUAACAUGGAGAAGAAGCCACACAUAAACGGACAUGCGUCUCCUUCACACUUAACAGCAAACAUCAAUAACAACCAUGCAGGUAAACAAAUCGUGGAGGGUUAUAUGAAGACGGAUGACAGGAUGCGAUUGGCCAAAGAGAGACGUGAGGAGAGGGAGAGAAGUCUGGCGGCCAGGGAUCAGCUGAUCAGGGAGAAGGAGCGCAGAGCUCGGCUGCAGUAUGAACGCACAGUGGAGGAACGCUGGAGGCGGCUGGAGGAGCAGAGGCAGAAAGAGGAGUUCCGCAGAGCUGCAGUGGAGGAGAAGAGGAGGCAGCAGCUUGAGGAGGAGAGGGAGCGGCUGGAGGCCCUGAUGAAACGCUCUCUGGAGCGAAGCCUUCAAUUGGAGCAGAGGACCAAACGCUGGAGCAGAGGCUGCCCUGCAGGUGACAGUGAGAAUGCCCCACUCCCUUUCUCUGCUGCCUCCGCCUUUUCCCAUGGCAUUGCCUCCCCCCUUCCUGCUGUCAGCGAAUCUGCGCCCUGCAGCCCUCACAGAUCACCUUUCUGCAGCUCGCUGAACCCUGCAGAUCACAACAGAGCUGGACUUCAGGGAGGCUCUCAUUCCACUCCCAAUACCCCCAAGAAAGAGCGGCUGCGCAGGGACAGAAGAACUGCAUCCCCCGGUUGUGGAUCCCCUGCAAGAAGAUCUGAAUCCCCUGCUAGUAUCACCAAGCAGUGGGCUUCCCCUACUACCUCCAAGUUGGCAUCUAAGAUACGCGCCCAAUCUCCUAACAACCAUUACUCUCCUACAAGACAUCGUCCAAACCUGUCAAGUGAUGACAGGAAAGCAGAAGACAAGAAGGUGGAAAAACACAGUGAACAAUCCAAAGAUGAGACCGCAGGGAUGAAGAAUACCGACAUCAACAGCACGAAUCCAUCUUCACAAGAUGAGAAGAAUGUGGUUAAUACUGAAAGCACUAAAUCCAGAUCAUCUAAAGGUGAAGCUUUUGAUAGGCGUCUCAAAGGCGACACAUCUGAAAAAAAUCAGUCCCCUGACAGAAAGGCCCACAUGUCUCCCAAAGUGGAAUGCUCAGAGAGGAAGACACAGAGCAACACUGAGGACGGAGACAAGAAAAAAGAAUCAGGGAAGCUGGCGGCUGGCACAACAAAUGCAGAGGAGGCUACUAGGUUGCUGGCAGAACGUAGGCGUCAGGCUCGAGCUCAGAAAGAACUGCACGAGAAAAAACGGGAACAGGAGGAAGAAGAAAGACUAAGGGAAGAGCAGCUGAGGAAGCAACUCCCACAGGAGCAGCGACAGCAGGAGGCAAUGGCUCAACAAGUGAAGGAAAAGGUGAAAAAUGAAGAAGAUCCUCACAGUCUGAAACAAGAAGAAGAAAAUCAAAAAAAGGAGGAGCAGGAGAAGGAACUACAGGCCCAGAUUGACAAAGAGAGAGAAAAAGCCAAAGUCCAGGCUCAGGAGGACUCAGAACGUCAGCGGCAAGAUAGAGAACUGCAGGCGCAACAAGAAGAGGAGGAGAGGCAGCUAAGAAAAAAGAGAAUUGAAGAGAUCAUGAAGAGAACUAGGAAGGGGGAAGCUGACUUGAAGAAGGAGGACCAGGUGGAGACGAAGCCCGUCUCAACACCAGGUGAAGUAAAGACUGUUCAAAUUAAUGCUCAGGCGAACGAGCAAGCAAUCAAAAAGGUUGAGUUUCAGGUUAAAGAGCAGGUCACAGUCCAGGUCAACAAGAAGGAGUGUGCCCUGGUGAAGAAAGAAGCAGCAGAGGCACAGAUGGACAGUCAGAAGAGUUUGCACAUAAAAAACAACACUCAUCAAGUGACACCAACACACAGUGUUCCUGACAAGAGACCUGACACCAAGCAAACCAGCGAAGAGCGCGACAGCCAACCUAACAGAGAGGGGAAAGCCUGUGCUCUCCAGCAGCAGAGAAGCGAGGCGGAUGUGAAUGUAAACAAGCAGCACAGAACAAAUGUUAAAGACCAAAUGAAUAAAGGGCUGACAAAGCCGACAGCAGAUGCCAAAGCCAACCAAAGGGAGGGUGGUAUGAUGAAUGGAGCAGUGAAGGGGGAAGGAAGUGCCUUGAACGAGUGCCGCGAACAACAAAGCCUGCAUGUGUCAGCAGCUGAGGGGAAAGCUAAAGGAGGGUCCCAGAUGGUGGUUGUUAGACCCCCUGUGACACCCAUGCCCGUGGGACACCUAUCACCUCCAGUAAUCAAGCUGGAGCCACUAAAUGUGAAAGGCACAGGCUCUUGCGACGAGGUGCAGUCCAUGGAGGUCAGCCCGGCUUCAAAGGAGGAACUGAUUUCAAUCCCAGACUUCUCGCCAGUCAACGAAAUCCAGCACAGCAGCAUGAGUAACACCCGAGCUCUUGAAGACCUGAUGGACCUGACGGGCAGCGUCACCUAUCCCAAACGGUCCUCUGAAGGCAACAUGGGCGACUGCAACAAGAACCUCAUUGAGGGUGUUGUUAGUCCCAUGUCAGACUCAAAGCUCAUUGGGAUGUCGCCUCUGUCUUCAAAUAAACUCAGCAUCCAGUAGUCCAUUAAUCUUUCUCUUCUUCUCCCUCUCUCGCUUGCUAUCUCUCUCUUAUCCCUCUUGCUGUCUCACACUGUCACACACACACACACACACACACACACACACACACACACACACACACACACACACACAAUGUCACAUCGAGUAUGUGCCCCCGCUACAUUUAUGGAUAUAGAGCCAUAGAGAUUGACUUUAAAAAACUGUAAACCAUGACUUGCAAUAGAAACCAAACAUCUCCUAUGUUCCAAUCACAUAGCAACUGUCCAUUGAACUUAUUUUACAAAUAUUUUGUUUAAUCUUAUGUGGACAACUGUGUGUGUGCAUGUUGCACAUGUGAAAGAGGGUCAGGGAGAGAAGGUGUGUCUGGAUAUGUGAAAUAAUGACAAAAAAGACAAAUAUCAUGGUUAUCAGGUUAUAGAAGUUUAGAAAACUCAGUGUUGCUAAUGUACAGUAAAAAUCAAUACUUUCCCCUGCAUAGAUUCCUCACUGGGUCCCAGUUCAGUCCCAGUAGUGGAGUAAAAAAGCCUGCUCAGAGCACUGAUUACUGCAUUUGUACAACUGACUUUCCACAUGCCCUCUUAAGCAUUUAAAUCUAAUUCAGUGUGUUGCUGGGAAAGGCAUGACUUUUAUUUUCAUGAUAGCCUAAAUUUGAAAACUUCAGAAAUUUCCUUUCUUGAUAAUGAUAUUCAUGCACGUAUUGAUGAUUGAUUUGGCUGGAAUUCUAUGGAUUUAUCUGGCAAACUAAAAUCCAGCAGGACUCUCAGGACCACUGCCGUCCUUCAUUCCUCUUAACCCAGCGAGGUCUGAUCAUAAGAUUGUUCACAGUUUUUAUUUCAAUGAGAUAAUUCCCUUUAUUCUUUUUUUUUAUCUUUAACUGGGGCUGUCUAACUGCACGUGAGUGAAGAGGUUUGAUUCCAAAGCUGUCAACUUGAAUGUUAUUGCACAUUUAAAUGAUAAACAUAUUAAAUCAUGACAUCAACACAAUAUGAUACAUAUACAUAACUACAUGUUUGUUGCAGACUAGAGUGAAUCCCUAAUUUCGACUCUAUUGCAAAUAUACAGUAAUUGCAUUCAUAAAAGCUUAUUUCACUGGCAAGGCGCCCGUUUUUCAAUGGUUCAUAAAAAUACUGACAGCUGAGCAACUUCAUGUCAUUUAAAGUUUUUUUGUAGGUGUGCCUUGCUUUGUAAAGUGUUUCCAAGGCACAGUGCUAAUGAAUGCAUUCAUCUAUUAGACAUACAGUAACAUAAUAUGUAAGACUGAAGUACACUGGAUGUGCAGGAAUGUUUGCUUAACAAUCAAUUUGUGUACCCUGUACUGUAGCUAUAAACAUGCUGUGUGGUCCUGUAGGAAUUAUCCAGUGGGCUCCUUUAACUUCUUGAGCAGUUCAUAAAAUGACUAAGAAUUGCAAUUUAUCAUUUUCUGUGUCAUGUCUAAAUGUACUUUCAGUAGAGAUGCCUUAUGAGGGACUGAUCGGUUACUGGGUUUUUGUGCUAAGUGUUUUAAAGUCCUCUGGCUGUGUAUGUUUAUCCCUUCUAUUUGGCCACUGGGAUUGUUGUGUGUGACCUGUAAUACUUGAACCUUGGUUUGAAACCCAUCAUCUUCACCACACUGCAAACAGUUAUGCCAACAGCUUAUAUACAUUAUUAUGUCACUUAUAAAGUGACAUUUAGAUUUGUGUUCCUCAGACAAUAUAUACCCUGGCAAGACAGAGGCAUUCUGAAAUUGUCUUAAAUGAAGUAGCCAUUAUAACAUACAGUAGCCUAUUUGAAAGUUAGGAUUUGCUGUGUAGAGUUAGGGGACUGAGUAUAAAUAAAUUAUAUAUACAACCACCUCAA